Molecule: messenger RNA, 951 nt
Organism: Schistocerca americana (American grasshopper)
Lineage: Eukaryota; Metazoa; Arthropoda; Insecta; Orthoptera; Acrididae
Product: ras-like protein family member 10B
Exons: 6
Coding region: 1-951 (316 amino acids)
Molecular function (GO): GTP binding; GTPase activity
Source: RefSeq, a predicted model, not a curated record
AUGGCAGGGCGCGGCGCCGGUGAGGAGAGCUGGAGGCGGCGGGAGACGCCGCCCCCGCCUCCGCCUCCGCUAGCGGCAGCAGCAGCCGCCUCCAGGAGGAGCGGGAUGCGACCGACCGGCGGGUGCCACCCCUGCUCGGGAACAAGUUACCUUGACCUGGACUACCUCGAACGGAGAGGCUCUGCGGACGCCGGCCGCCAUCAGGCCAGCCCUGAUGUCGAACAGAGUCCGGACUCGGUGGACCUCGUCAAGGUAGUGCUCCUGGGUGCCUCCGCUGUUGGAAAGACGUCCAUCGUGCAGCAAUUCGUUUGGGGAGAGUUCAGCGAAGACUACGUGGCGACAGAGCGCCGCCACACCUACUACCCGUCCGUGAUCAUCAAUGAGCGGCUGUACCGGCUCAAGAUCUCCGACAUACCCGUCAUCCCGUACUUCCCAGUGAACUCGUUCUACGAGUGGAGCGACACUCGUUUCUACGGCCUCAGAAGCGCCAGUGCGUACCUGCUGGUGUUCGACCUGGCGGACGCGGCGUCCUUCCAGUUCGCCCGCACACUUCUGGAGCAGCUGUCGGAGAGCCGCGACAUGGCUGACGUCACCAUCCUGGUCGUUGGCAACAAGAGCGACCUCCUUCCUGGGAGUUUGGACUCACCAGAGCGGGUCCCGGGCAGAGACCUGGCGCGUCCCGACUUGUGGUCCGAGGUUCGCGCCUCGUGGGGGUGCGGCUACGCCGAGUGCAGCGCGCGGCAGCGGGGGCAGGUGCUGGCCGUGUUCCAGCGGCUGAUGCGCCAGGUGGACCGGCUGCUGGGCGCGGCCGGCGCCACCUCGCCGCCCAUCCCCGCCUCCUACGGGCUGCUGGCCGCCUCCUCGCCGGAGGACGGCGACGCCGACGACGAGCGGCCCGAGCGCGGCUUCCUAGAGACGCCGGACGGCCGCGCCACCUGCCACCUGUUGUGA